Molecule: messenger RNA, 1343 nt
Organism: Megalops cyprinoides (Indo-Pacific tarpon)
Lineage: Eukaryota; Metazoa; Chordata; Actinopteri; Elopiformes; Megalopidae
Product: rab-like protein 3
Exons: 8
Coding region: 1-702 (233 amino acids)
Biological process (GO): intracellular protein transport
Cellular component (GO): endomembrane system
Molecular function (GO): GTPase activity
Source: RefSeq, a predicted model, not a curated record
AUGGCAUCUCUUGACAGGGUGAAGCUGCUGGUCUUGGGAGAUUCAGGUGUUGGGAAAUCUUCUCUGGUUCAUUUGCUGUGUCAGAAUCAAGUUCUGGGUAACCCCUCAUGGACAGUAGGCUGCUCUGUGGAUGUGCGGAUCCAUGACUACAAAGAGGGCACUCCAGAAGAGAAGACCUACUACAUCGAGUUGUGGGAUGUUGGAGGGUCUGUGGGCAGUGCCAGCAGUGCAAAGAGCACCAGGGCCGUGUUCUACAACUCUGUCAAUGGCAUCAUACUGGUCCAUGACUUGACGAACAAGAAAUCUUCACAGAAUUUAUACCGCUGGUCAUUGGAAGCAUUGAAUAAAGACUCCUCUCCUACAGGAGUAAUAGUUACAAAUGGCGAUUACGACAGGGAGCAGUUUGCCGAAAACCCCCUCCCCCUGCUCGUGAUCGGGACCAAGUUCGACCUGAUCCCCGAGAACAAGCGCAACGACGUGCUGACAAGGACCGCGUUCCUGUCGGAGGACUUCAACGCCGAGGAGAUAAACCUGGAUUGCACGAACCCGCGGUAUCUUGCAGCAGGCUCGUCAAAUGCAGUGAAGCUGAGCAGGUUCUUUGAUAAGGUAAUUGAGAAGAGGUAUUUCACAAAGGAUGCAAGCCAGAUGACUGGCUUCUCGGAAAGAAAGCGCUUCAACCUCAAGAGUCUCCAUUAUGACUGAGAGUGUGGGACGAGAUGUAGAGGGUGGUGGUGAUGGGGAGAGUGAGGCAGGUGUGGUUUUAUAGCAAUUUCACAACUUGCCAGGACACCUCCGCCCCUGUUUUUUUUUUUUUUUUAAAGAGGACAGAGGUCCGCUGCAGUGGCCUCCACCUUUGGCUUGGCAGCCUCAUGCACCUGGUGCAUGUCUGUGCUGCUAUGUUCAGCCAGCCUGGUGUCAACCCUGUUAUUAAGUGAGAUAAGUAUGCAUGGACCACCCCUAGUUGCAAAGGAGAGUGCUGCUUUUGCCUGCUUUUCUCACAGGCAUCGGGAAAUGCUCACCGCACCAAUGGAGCAGGUGAUUCACCCACUCUUUCCAGUUGCUCGGCUUUUGCGUGUACACUAACUCAGUUUAGAGCAUGAUGACACGCAGGUGGUAAGCAAAUACCAUGUUAUAUGAAGAGAACAGCUGCACCUCAGGGGGGUUAAAUCAGACAAUAACCCUCACAGGAACUAUGGUCACAUCACUCAGAGUUCUCAUUGUCUGCUAGCCAUCACAGUCUUGGAUCAUAAGCUAUUACCACGUGCAGCAGAUUUGAGCUUCAGAAGGCUAACACAAACUGUAUACUGCUAAUAUAGGGGAAGAACAAUUUGGAGGCGGAGGAU